AUGUCAUCUGCUCUAUACAAACAAAACACAAAUUUUACUCAUUCCACCGGUUCCUUCUUGCAAAGCGCACCUGUUGAAUUGACGACAGUUGGCGGAUACCAGGAAUUUUUGAAAAAGCAAGAGAAGAAAAACUACGAAAUUCAAACAGUCUUAAGCGAGGAUAAAUCACAUGGUUAUGUGCUAAAGGACGGUGAAGUUAUUGCUAAUAUUAUUGGUGAGGCUAAAGAUUAUCUUUUGGAUUUGGCCGGCCAGGCUUGA
Saccharomyces paradoxus is the source of this 258-nucleotide messenger RNA. RefSeq lists its product as uncharacterized. The transcript has a single exon. The coding region runs from base 1 to 258 and encodes 85 amino acids. The record is from RefSeq and is a predicted model, not a curated record. Lineage: Eukaryota; Fungi; Ascomycota; Saccharomycetes; Saccharomycetales; Saccharomycetaceae.